AAGGAGGCAGCCAACUUCACCUCCCAGGUCAUCAUUAUGAACCACCCUGGUCAGAUUGGCAAUGGCUACGCCCCAGUGCUGGACUGCAACACCUCCCACAUUGCUGUCAAGUUUGCUGAGUGGUGAGUGGUGACCAAGAUCGACAGGCGAUCUGGUAAGGAGCUGGAGGCGCUGCCCAAGUUCCUGAAGAAGGGUGAUGCCGGUAUCGUGAAGAUGAUUCCCACCAAGCCCAUGGUUGUGGAGACCUUCGCCGCCUACCCUCCUCUUGGCCGUUUUGCUGUGCGUGACAUGAGACAAACGGUUGCUGUUGGUGUCAUCAAGGGCGUGGAGAAGGAGGUUACCAAGGCUGCCAUCAAGAAAUGA
Molecule: messenger RNA, 363 nt
Organism: Hordeum vulgare subsp. vulgare (domesticated barley)
Lineage: Eukaryota; Viridiplantae; Streptophyta; Magnoliopsida; Poales; Poaceae
Product: elongation factor 1-alpha
Source: RefSeq, a predicted model, not a curated record